Molecule: messenger RNA, 1664 nt
Organism: Papilio polytes (common Mormon)
Lineage: Eukaryota; Metazoa; Arthropoda; Insecta; Lepidoptera; Papilionidae
Gene: Fen1
Product: flap endonuclease 1
Exons: 8
Coding region: 106-1248 (380 amino acids)
Cellular component (GO): nucleus
Molecular function (GO): manganese ion binding; 5'-flap endonuclease activity; magnesium ion binding
Source: RefSeq, a predicted model, not a curated record
CGAAAUAUCAAUAAGAACUGUCAAAAAUCGCGCCAAGAAAGGAAAUCCACAAAAACGUUGCGGCAGAAAAAGCUUUGUUUUUAAUUUGUUACAAAAUUCCUUAAAAUGGGUAUUUUGGGUUUAUCUAAGUUAAUUGCUGAUAUAGCACCCCAAGCUGUUAAAGAAAUGGAGAUUAAAAACUAUUUCGGACGAAAAGUGGCCAUCGAUGCUUCUAUGAGUUUAUAUCAGUUCCUAAUAGCUGUGAGAAGCGAGGGAGCACAAUUAACAUCAGUAGACGGUGAGACCACUUCUCAUCUGAUGGGUACAUUUUAUCGCACGAUCAGGCUAGUGGAGAAUGGUAUCAAGCCUGUAUAUGUGUUUGACGGUAAACCACCAGAUAUGAAGUCCCAUCAACUAAACAAGCGAGCGGAGAGGAGGGAAGAGGCUGAGAAAGAAUUGCAGAAGGCUACUGAUGCAGGAGAUCAGGCAUCAAUAGAAAAGUUCAACCGCCGUCUAGUGAAAGUAACGAGGCAGCAUGGUGAGGAGGCACGGGAGCUUCUCAAACUGAUGGGAGUACCUGUAGUGGAGGCACCUUGUGAAGCUGAGGCACAAUGUGCUGCCUUGGUAAAAGCUGGUAAAGUAUAUGCAACAGCUACUGAAGAUAUGGAUGCCUUGACAUUUGGUGCUAAUGUAUUGUUACGUCAUCUCACAUUCUCCGAGGCAAGGAAGAUGCCCGUACAGGAGUUCCAUCUCGAUCAAGUGCUUAAAGGACUGGAAUUGAACCAUACUGAGUUCAUAGACUUGUGUAUACUCCUCGGUUGUGAUUACUGUGGCUCUAUCCGAGGUAUCGGACCAAAGCGGGCUAUAGAAUUAAUAAAACAACAUCGCUCUAUAGAAGAAGUACUUCAUAAUAUUGAUACAAAUAAAUACCAGCCGCCUGAAGACUGGGAUUAUAUUAAUGCUAGGAGACUGUUUGUGGAACCCGAGAUUGCGGAUCCUAAGGAUAUUGAGUUAAAAUGGUCAGAUCCUGAUGAAGAUGGUUUAGUUAAGUUCCUUUGCGGGGAUAAACAGUUUAAUGAAGACCGAGUGAGGAACGGAGCCAAGAAACUCCUGAAAGCAAGAUCUGGUACUACACAGGGCAGGCUGGAUGGAUUCUUUAAGGUAUUAUCAACAACACCGAAUCCUAAAAGGAAAGCCGAAGAAGAGAAGAAGAAUGCAGCGAACAAGAAAGCAAAGACCGGCGGCGGCAGGGGACGGAAACCUAAGUAAAUAAGUUAGUUUUAAGUUAGAAAAUAGUUUGUUAGGUUUCCAUUGUAACAUGCAAAUCAAUAGAAGGAAUAAUGGAUUGAACCCUUAAAUGCAUGAUUUUUUAAAUUAAUUGUAAAAUAAAUAUUUCAGUAUAGGUUUUGAGUCACAGAUAAAGGAAAAAAUAAUUAAAAAUCCUUGGUUUCAAUAAAAACUAUAUUUCUGUAUGUAGCCUUUUGGUAACAAUAUGCAUUUAAGGAUUAAGCGGAAUUAAACAAGCCUAUGUGUUCUUCCAGACUAUGACCACCUCUAACGGAAAAGUCAAAAUGUAUGUCUUGAACUGUUCGUUUUUAUCUGGUCAGUUGAAAAUAGUUUUAUAGUUCAGUUUUAACUACUUUUUUUAAAAGUUUAGUUCAACUGAACCAACUGAAAACUUUCGC